AUGUCACCAGCCCCUCCUCUACUUCAGCAUUCUUGCCUCCGUACAUUUACCGUCUCAGCACCGCUCUCGCCUCGCUACCUGAUCUCUGAAGGUCGCACUACUCUACCUGACCCAGACUCGGAAGAUGCGCCCUCACUCAGAUCCUCGCCAUUCUACCUAGAGACAGGAUACUCGAUAUUUGCGAAACGCCCGUCGAGACCAUUUCCUCCACCCUUUGUCAAUCUGCCCUCCGGCUCCUUCUCUGAUCCGCUGACCACCCACAACGUCCCACGAGGGCGCCGACCAUUCGUUAAUGGACAACCCGUACGAGGGAUCACGAAUGGCGACGACGCCAUCAUCAUUGCGGACAAAAACUUCAUCGCCGUCAACGAUGGCGUGGGGGCAUGGGCAUUGAAAGAUCGAGGUCACGCUGCUCUGUGGUCACGGCUCAUUGCUCACUUCUGGGCUCUCGAGGUCGAGAAGUCCUUCGAAGGCCGCGAGGACGUCGACCUGGCCGAUCUCAAUCCCAUUCAAAAUCUGCAAGACGCAUACAACGAGACCAAGGCGGUACUGAAAGGGGGAUUGUUGAAACCCCAACAGGAUGAGAAUCGGCAUGAUCAGAACAAGGAUGAGUCCGGACCCAGGUCCACAGAGACAUCGUCCUCGACUUCAGACACCAAAGAGAAGAGCGACGCAGACGAUAUCCUAGGAACCACCACAGCCUCCUCAGCACUCUUGCAUUACCGGCGUACCUCGUCUUCGCCGACGCCCGUGGUAUUGGCCACUACGCUCGGUGACUGCAAAGUGCUUGUGAUCCGCCCGUCGUCCAACACCGUGCUCUACCACUCGAAAGAGCAAUGGCACUGGUUUGACUGUCCGCGCCAACUGGGCACAAAUUCGCCAGAUACACCGCUCGGCAACGCCGUGACCGAUACGGUGGACAUCCAAGUGGACGACGUGGUUUUGGUCCUUAGUGACGGCGUGACAGAUAACUUGUGGGAGCACGAGAUAUGUCAGAACGUCAGUGGCAGCGUGGAGAAGUGGCAAGCCGGCGAGCAGGAGGCCAAAGACGGACCCGUCUAUGUGGCGCGCACAUUGAUGAACGCCGCGAGAGAGAUCGCCCAGGAUCCCAACGCAGAAUCGCCAUACAUGGAACGCGCAUUUGAUGAAGGCAUAGCUGCCGAGGGUGGCAAGUUGGACGACAUCUCCGUCGUCAUAGGCGUCUGUCGGAAGAAAGAGUGA
Messenger RNA from Capronia epimyces CBS 606.96, 1221 nucleotides. RefSeq lists its product as uncharacterized. The record is from RefSeq and is a predicted model, not a curated record. The transcript has a single exon. NCBI's taxonomy places the organism in Eukaryota, Fungi, Ascomycota, Eurotiomycetes, Chaetothyriales, Herpotrichiellaceae. Bases 1 to 1221 code for a protein of 406 amino acids.